This is a messenger RNA of Cydia pomonella (codling moth), 1533 nucleotides long. RefSeq lists its product as uncharacterized. NCBI's taxonomy places the organism in Eukaryota, Metazoa, Arthropoda, Insecta, Lepidoptera, Tortricidae. The record is from RefSeq and is a predicted model, not a curated record. The transcript has 7 exons. Bases 189 to 1223 code for a protein of 344 amino acids.
AUUCGACCAAAGUUAGUCUACGCGGUAUGCGUGAAAAGAAAGACGUGUAUCGAUUCCACCCGCGAAUUUUUCCAAAUUAAGACCGAAUUUUAUCAAUUAGAAUGUGAAUUGUUAUCGGAGUGGACUGCGUGAUAUUUAAAAGGAUUUUAGUGAGAAUGGACACCAAAUGAAGGAAGAGCCACAAAACGAUGGCGAUACUUAUUCACGACUACUACGAGCUGGAGGAGCGGGCGGGCAAGCACCUCAGAGCGUGGAAAGCAUGGCACAUAAUAAUCUACACAUUGGCAGCCGUAUUCGGCAUCCUAAACUACGUAUUCCUGCACAACACAAUGUCGAUAGUAGACGACCGCUGCGUGCUGGGAGCGCCGCAGAUAGUGCUCAGCCAGGUUCUUGUUUACAAACCGAACCUAACGGCUAAUGAGACUGCAGUGAAUGAAGCUCAACCUACAACCGUCCCUUUUAGUACGACAGAAACUUCGAAGAGAAGAAGAAAUGCAGACUCUGAUUUCGCAGACGCUAUUGAAAAAUAUGAAAAGCGACCGGCGCUGGAUCUGAUGAGGACCUUCUUCGCGGCGCGGACGGACUGCGAGUUCGUCGAGUACAUGCCGAUUGUCUCCACCGUGUUCGCGCUCGUGUGGACAACAUUGUUCGUCAUGUGUCCUGGUGGUGGGCACGCUCGCUUCGGGCUCGCCCAACCGUGGCGCAUCCUGGCCCCAGCGCUGGUGUUCACGCUGGUGCUGGUCGGGCUGACCGGAAGCAGCUUCACCCAGACCAACCGCGGGUUAAGAGAGUUCUGCUCGGCGUUCUACAAUUACACCAAUGCUACCACUUGCUCAUCAGUAAACAUAUACAUGGAGCGCUCCUGGAACGCCAGCUGGAAGUUCGGGUCCCGCGCCGAGGCAACACGCGCGGCCAGCGCCGGCGUCUGGGUGUGCUGGGCGUGCGCGGCCACGCUGCUCAUCAUACGCUGUUUGACUGCGCCCGACUUUCAAUUGAAGAAGACUGGGGUAUAUCUGGCGAAAGAUCCUGAGCAGAAAAUAACGCCCCACCUGCUAAAAUCCCGACGGCGCGGGGGAAAAUCGCCAUCGCCCAGCAAGUCAGUCCGCUCAGAGCCCACGGCCACGACGGAGCUGGUGACCAACGUGGAUGUGGAGCAGGACUCCACCCCCACCUCACGGCUUGGUACGCCUGUGCCGCAUGGCGAGAAGGAUUCCAGCGUGUGACCUCAACCACAAGAGAAGGGUAUACAACCAAAUGAACGACACUGAAAAGUGUAGUGUGAUAACCCUGAAAUCUCUUGUACCUAUAAUGAAUUUUAUGAACAAACUUAUAAGCUUUUUUAGUUUAUGAUGAUACAAAAUUAAAAAUGUACUUAAAAUUUUAAUAUCUACGUGUUAUUCUGCCGAAUACUAAGUGAACAAUAAUUUUAAGUUUUAAUUUUGUAUAGUUUUGUUGACGAUGAUGACUAUAAGUAACAGUUUUUUUGUAUUUAGAUUUAAGUUUAAAAAAUAAAAAGAUUACACAGUAAGUAAA